AUGACACACUGGGCAUUCAACCUGCGCUCGAGUGACUCAGACAUGGAAGACGAAGAUGAGGCUAUUUCCUUUACCCACGAUACCCAUCGCCAACCAAAUGAUAAUGAAAACACGCGACAGAAAGAAAUUGACAAAGCACUAGAAGAACUAUUUGGUACGGCUAACGAGGAUGAGGGCGUGGAGUACAAGCCUAACCCUUGGAGCAUUGCCAAGAUCAAUGCGAAUGCUCGAAAAAUUCCACCGCGCACAACACCACAGACAAAAACAUUUCCCAAGGCGGCCAGUAAACCCAGCUGGGGACCAUAUGUGCUCGGGCUACCCCACAACGAGCAUAGGGGUAUAUCCGGAGACACUGGUAUUCAAGCCAAGUCCAAUUUUGGUCCGCCACCUCUUGCCAGAAGGAGGGCUUUGCGCGACUCCAUAUCAGAGGCACUGCGUCGAGAUAAAUCUGCUACUGUUGGGUCUACCAACCAGGAGAAGCAAUCCCUGAAGCAUGAUACAGUAGGAAGAGGGCCUAACAAUCGGCCAUGCUUGUUAACCGUAGAAAAUACUACAUCUACGGACUCAGGCCAGCUCUUAAAUAACCCUAUUACAUCCCAGUGUGACUCACUUAGGAAACCCUCGUCAAAAAUACACGAUGCCUACAACCCCAGCGCAUACAUUCGGAACAAAUACGUCACCAUACCUGGGUUCGAUACAAAAAGAACCACCAAUCAUCCAGAUGUACCUGCUGGAAUCAUCUCUGGUGAUGAAUGGCUUCUUGAUGAACAACCGACUUCCAACUCGGGAAUGGAAAACCAGACCGCGUAUAAUGGAGGCGACCUGGGAUCGCCACCCUGCCAAGUGUAUAAUACAACGUCCAAGGAUGGAUUUCCUUGCAAUCCGCUAUUACUUUCUCCCAGUUCGCAUCGAAACGACGCACCCGUGAACCGUACUAUAGAUUAUCCUUGGGAGGUCUCUCCGAAGCUUGGACAUGAGUGGAUACCUCAGGAUCGGAUACGUUUGGCAUCUUCCUAUUGUAAUGGCCAUCCUAAGUCCAGGCUAGAGCCUUCCCUCUCCGUACAGUCAAUUGCGAGGUCCGCAACCCCAAAACUUCUGAUACCACCCGUAGCGUCUAUACAUGCAGAAUAUAACAGCCAUAACAACGAUUGCAGAGGGCUACCUGUGAUUGCCCGAACUCCUCGCUCUCCGACCAGAAAAGAAACAAAGUCAUACACUCACCCAGAUACCACACAAUCUCAUCCACCACACACUCCCGAACGUCCACCUCGCCCAAUCCAAGGGAUACAUUUAAUUACACCUUCGCCAAAAAAGCGCAUGGAUCGGUUUGACCCAGACGACAAACCAUUCUGGUCCACACUUCCUACGCCCCCAAAUUCAAACCCCAAACCUCCCACAAACGGCAUCAAAACGUCUCGAUUUAGGCUCCCGGGACCAUUCUUGGGAGCCAGUCCACUGAGCGGGAGCAGUGGGAGGGUGCUUUAUAAGCCUCCACCACGGAAGAGAACGCGGUCGCCAGACGGUGAAGAUCAAACCAGAAAGUGGAGAGUGGCGCGGGCCGGAUAA
This is a messenger RNA of Rhizoctonia solani, 1566 nucleotides long. RefSeq lists its product as uncharacterized. NCBI's taxonomy places the organism in Eukaryota, Fungi, Basidiomycota, Agaricomycetes, Cantharellales, Ceratobasidiaceae. The transcript is spliced from 4 exons. The coding region runs from base 1 to 1566 and encodes 521 amino acids. The record is from RefSeq and is a predicted model, not a curated record.